UUCACCAUUACGCACCAAGAUGGCGGCAGCCACAGUGCUCAGCUUGGACAGUUUACCGUCUGACCCUUUGCUAUUGAUUCUGUCGUUUCUUGACUUCAGAGAUUUGGUCAGUUGCAGUCUUGUAAAUCGGCGUUUGAAUGAGCUGACAGGUCAUAACCCGUUAUGGAAGAGGCAUUGCCAGAAGCACUGGCUUCUCACAGAAGCUGAUAAAGGACAGAGAAGGCAGAGCUGGCGGGAAUUGUUCCAUGACUUUUACCUUGACCUUGGUCGCUACAUAGAUUACUACAGUACACUGAAGAAAGCAUGGGAUGACCUGAAGUCCUACCUGGGCCAAAAAUGCCCGCGAAUGAUUGCCUCCCUUAAAGAGGGGGCAAAAGAGGAAGAACUGGAUGCCAUUGAGGACCAGAUCGGCUGCAAGCUCCCCAAUGACUACCGCUGUUCCUACAGGAUACAUAAUGGACAGAAAUUGGUGGUGCCUGGGUUGAUGGGAAGCAUGGCCUUAUCUAACCACUAUCGCUCCGAGGACUUGUUGGACAUUGAGACAGCAGCAGGGGGAUUCCAGCAGAGGAAGGGCAUGAGACAGUGUCUCCCCCUCACCUUCUGCUUUCACACAGGACUGAGCCAGUACAUGGCUUUAGAAAGCACAGAGGGACGAACACGCAGCGAGAUCUUCUAUCAUUGUCCGGAUCAACUAGCACAAGAUCCAUCUGCUAUUGAUAUGUUCAUUACAGGCUCCAGCUUUACUGAAUGGUUUACAUCAUACGUUCAGAACGUAGUGACUGGAGAAUACCCCAUCAUCCGAGACCAGAUAUUCAGGUACGUCCAUGAUAAGAAGUGUGUGGCCACCACCGAUAAUAUAACCGUCUCAGUCUCGACCUCUUUCCUGCCUGAGCUCAGCUCUGUCCAUCCACCACACUUCUUCUUCACUUACAGAAUCAGGAUUGAGAUGGCGAAGUCAGCCCUGCCAGAGAGCGCAUGCCAGUUGGAUAGUCGCUACUGGAAAAUCACCAAUGCGAAUGGGAAUGUGGAGGAGGUCCGAGGUCCUGGUGUUGUGGGGGAAUUCCCAGUGAUGACACCUGGUAAAGUGCAUGAGUAUGCCAGCUGCACAACAUUCUCCACCACCUCUGAGUACAUGGAGGGCCACUACACCUUUCACAGACUCAAAAACAAAGCGGAGGUCUUCGAUAUCUCUAUCCCAAGAUUCCACAUGGUGUGCCCACCCUUCCGAGAGUCCAUGGUGCGCUCGAGCUCUGUAAGAGAGGUGCCUAUUGCUGUCUUUAACGAUGAUAACGACUCGGACACAGAUAACUUUGAGGAUGGAGAGCUGCAUGGUAUGAACAUGGCUGAUCCCGGUGGGCGCUGUCCUCGUCACAUCUGACACACAUAUAUAUUUCUUCCUUUUUCUUGCGCACGCGCACUUGUGCACACAUACAUGCAUGCAUCAGUCCAAGGGAAAAGGAGAGCGAUGCUUAGGCGAUUGUUUAGUACACAAAGGCUUUGUGUCUGUCCUCCCAUGAACCGUACUCCCCUCUUGUCUCACGCACACACAGUGUAAGUUUUUGUUUUUUAUAUGACUUCAGUACUAGUAUCAUCUAAGAACUUUACACUGAACCAAAAAAUAGAGACUGCUUUUCUUAAAUAUUUACUACUGGGUUCUCACAAUACAGUAGUCAGGUGUUGCUUUAGGGUGUAGUCAGAUCAAAAUUGUACAUGUCAGUGUUUUUUUUUAUGUUAUGAGUUAGGUGUUGUUAUGAGAUGGUGUUAGAUGUCAUAAUCAGUGGAAGAUUAAGAUAGAUUAUAUAUACUAAAAGCACAGCAAUCAAACUGAAACAGUGCUGGCACAUUUGCUCAACACCACCAUCCUAAUUUCAGCUUUUGUUUCUGUUUGGGUAGUUCAUCUAGACAUCUUGUCUCAGUGACCAGCUAGGGUGUGUGAAGAACUUUAAUAUAAUAUAAAUAAUGUGAAUAAUUCCUUUACAAGGUAGUCACAGGUUAGUAAGUGAAGUCAGUCAUUAAAUUUGAUUAAGGGGGAACAUACAGUAUGAUGAACACAUGGUGUUGAACUGGACUAGACUUUUUUUUGUGUGUGUGUAUAUAAAUAAAUAAAUAAAUAUAUAUAUAUAUAUAUAUAUAUAUAUACACAUAUACAUGCGCACACACACACUAUAUAUAUAUAUAUAUAUAUAUACUGGGAAUAGCGACUCAUUGUUUUUUCUUCCAUUACUCACACACACACACACACGCAUACACAAUGGGUGAAUCGUCUCUAAGGAAAGACAACGUUAGUCACUGUUUCUCCUAAGAGUCUAAAUAUUGCUAGUAUUAGAUUCUAAAUGUAUUAAAAUUUUUGUUUAAAUUACGGAGUGCAAUAGGGUUUUCAAUUUCAGUACACAUCUUAUUUGUAAAUGUGUUUUCUAUGUUUGGGUAAAUAAACAGAAAAUUAUAUACUUUA
Messenger RNA from Clarias gariepinus (North African catfish), 2452 nucleotides. RefSeq names its product F-box protein 3 (gene fbxo3). Gene Ontology annotation, molecular function: protein binding. NCBI's taxonomy places the organism in Eukaryota, Metazoa, Chordata, Actinopteri, Siluriformes, Clariidae. The transcript is spliced from 11 exons. The record is from RefSeq and is a predicted model, not a curated record. Bases 20 to 1378 code for a protein of 452 amino acids.